AUGUGGUCUGAAGUCCAGGGUAGAGGACCGGUCGUUACUCUAACAGCCCUUGAGUUGCGAAACGGCAGAGCUCGUUCUCUAGUCGACACAGGAGCUGACAUAAAUGUUAUCAGAAAAGACGCACUUGCCCCUCGUACAAUAAUUGAUACCUGGGAUUCAGUAUCCAUAAAAGGAAUCACUACCAUUUAUCACAAUACCAUAGUCGCAGAUUCCGAACCCGUAAACCCAAUCCCGCUCGAAAAUACCAAAGGUGAACCAUUUGAUACACCCCUGGUAACUAUGUUUCGAAGUGAAGACGAACCCUCAGUAUUCUUUUUAAAAGCUAGAACUCGAACAGUAAUACCAAUUAAUCUUCCUAAGACUGAUCUAAAAACUGUGUUUUUACCUCGCAUUGAAACUCGCGAAAAUAUUUUCAUUGGUAAUGCCUGGGUCACGAACAAUGACAGUACUUGCUACGUCUACGCGAUAAACGCAUAUGAGGAUGAUAUCGAAUUAGUCGUUCCACCACAAGAAAUUAUUCCCUUCGAAUGCGAUGGCAGUUCAGAGGAUUUCUUUGACGAUUCUGAAGAUAGCAAUAUACCGGAAGAUGGUCAGGACAGAUUCGAGCGCAUUUGUGCGAGUCUCCGACUUGAUCAUUUAAAUAUUUUGGAAAGAGAGCAUGUGCAUGAGCUUAUCAGAGAAUUUCCGAUGCUCUUUCAUCUCCCUGGAGAUGAUCUUCCAGCUACAACAAUGAUGACACACUCGAUUCCAACGACUGGUGAAAUUCCUAUAUCAGUCCGUCAGUACCGUUUUCCACCUGUACAUAAGGAAGAAAUCGCUCGACAAGUAAAUAAAUUACUGAAUGAUGGUGUAAUAUCUGAAUCUGUAUUUCCAUAUAAUUCACCCCUUUGGAUAGUCCCAAAGAAGCCAGAUUCGAAAGGUAAUAAGCGCUGGCGUAUGGUAAUUGACUUUACACAAUUCAACGAGAAAACCAUAGGCGAUGCUUAUCCUCUCCCGAAUAUAGUUGAGAUUCUCGAUAGACUAGGGGGAGCAAAGUAUUUUUCAGUUUUCGACUUGGCUAGUGGAUUUCAUGAAAUCAAAAUGAAUCCAAAGGACCAACAGAAAACUGCAUUCAGUACACCAAAUGGUCACUUUAAGUAUAACAGAAUGCCAUUUGGACUGAAAAAUGCUCCAGCUACUUUUCAACGACUUAUGGACCGAGUUCUUCUAGGUCUACAAGACGUUGAGCUAUUUUUCUAUCUCGAUGACGUCGUUAUUUUCGCAUCAUCACUCGAAGAACACGGCAUAUGUGACCGAAGACUCUUCAAUCGACUAGAACAAGCCAAUUUAGUCUUACAAUCAGAUAAAUGUGAAUUUCUAAAUCUAGAAGUUGCAUAUCUUGGUCAUAUUAUUGGCAAUGGCGGUGUACGUCCAGACCCAAAGAAGACUGAAGCUAUCGAAAAGUUUCCAAAACCAAAGACAGUUACGAACAUCAGACACUUUCUUGGAUUAGCUGGUUAUUAUCGUCGCUUCAUUGAAAACUUUUCAGGCCGUGUGAAACCAUUAACAGAACUAUUAAAAAAGGAUAAUCCAUUCAACUGGACUUCAGCUCAACAAGAAAGUUUUGACGACUUACGCAAGGCACUAUGUACAUCUCCAGUUUUGCAAUAUCCUGACUUUUCUCAACCAUUUAUCUUAACUACUGACGCUUCAGAUCUCGCUAUUGGUGCGGUAUUAAGCCAAGGAAAAAUUGGAAGAUUGAACGUAAAUGCAGAUGCAUUAUCAAGGAAUCCUGUUGUUUUGCCAAUGGUCCCCACAGGAAAAUCUGAAACAGCUGCGAGGCAGUCUAGUUCAAUUACCAAACACCUAGAACGGCUGCGAUCAUCCGCCGUAAAAGCAGCAGAGGCAAACGCCAGUACUAUAGGUGAGAGAGUAAGAUUGAGAAAAUUAGCGAGUAACCCCUCGCUAGCGCAACCACCUCUCAUCAGGCGUACAAAGACUAUCGCUGAAAUCCCAAUACCUCCAACAGAGAAUCCAAGCAGACGAUGGGCUAAUUUACCACCGAUCGAUGAAAUCCAUUCGAGUACAAACUCGGAUGAAGAAGUUCAUGAAGAUGAAGAAGUCCAACAACCACAACAGAUAAGAAGACAAUCCAUAGCCAAUACUGUUCCCUGUGAAUUAUUUGACCCUGGUAUAAAAAACCAUGAAAGUAAGAUAUCCUUACACACGACGAAUGAAAACUUGACGUAUUUCAGAGAUAAUUAUUUGCACUUUAUUUCUGCUGAUUGUGAACUUACAACCAUCACAUCGCGACUACUGAUAGAAACAGACAAGAUAGAUCCACAGGAUCUGAAAUUGAAGAAACCAAAAAUUAAUCAAGUACUAAUAACAUCACACGGUAAACAUAAAAUUCUCAGUGCAGUGUUAAAAAGGAACCAUUUUGACUCAUUUUCCAUACAAGAAUUAAAAGAUGUAUUAAAAAUUGUCAAAAAUGUACUAAACCACUACAACAUAAAAACUUUGCGAAUCUCAAAACCAGGAGAUAUGCUCGAAGGUUUGAGCCAAUCACUUGUCACUGACGUUCUUAAGGAAUGCUUAAAUGACUGUGAAUGUUCUCUCACCAUUUGUCACGGAAGCGUAACCAUACCAGACGAGGAUGUCCGCAAGGAUAUCGUCGCGGAGUAUCACGAAAGCCUAACAGGUGGUCAUAAAGGUAUAACUAAAACAUACCGAAGAAUUCGUGAACGAUUUUACUUGCCAAACAUGAGAGAUGACAUCACAGAAUUUAUUCGUACAUGCAGAAGUUGUCAAGAACAAAAACUAGUUCGGAUCAAGACUAAAGAACCAAUGAUCAUCACGGAUACUCCUGCAGAACCUUUUGACAAGAUCUCAAUCGACACAGUGGGACCAUUACCUCAAACGCCAUCAGGCAAUAUGCAUAUCCUUACUGUGCAAGACAAUCUCACGAAAUAUUGCGUAGCAGUACCAAUACCAAACAUUAAGGCUGAGACUAUUGCAGACGCACUUGCUCGCCGCGUUAUUAUUCAGUUUGGGUCACCUCGCGUAAUAUUAAGUGAUCAAGGGAGAUCAUUUGUUGACUGGGAUAAGCUUGUUCCCUUUGCAAUGUUUUCAUAUAAUAUCGCUGUACAUGAAUCUACUAAUUUCACUCAUUUCGGACUUAUAUACGGUAAAAGAGCGCGCAUACCCAGUUCUUUUCCACCCCCAGACAAAAUUGAAACUUACGGAACCUACCUAUACGACCUAGUCAACCGUAUGGAUGACAUGAGACAUUUCGCAGCAUCUAAUUUAAUUAAAUCCAAACACCGCUCUAAACGUUACUAUGACGCGCACCUGAACCCCAGUACUUUGAAUGUUGGAGAUCAGGUUUAUGCUAUAAAGGAACCACGAAAGGGUAAAUUCGAUUCGCAUUAUAAAGGUCCAUAUGUGAUAGCCGAGUUAUUAGAUAAUAAUACGGCUAUAAUAGAGGAUGAAAAGGGCAAACGUUCCCUUAAGCACAUAGAUAAGUUAAAAAUCUGUAACACACGAGAUUCUACUAAUUCUAACACUGACACUCAAUCUGACUAA
Molecule: messenger RNA, 3564 nt
Organism: Microplitis demolitor
Lineage: Eukaryota; Metazoa; Arthropoda; Insecta; Hymenoptera; Braconidae
Exons: 4
Coding region: 1-3564 (1187 amino acids)
Biological process (GO): proteolysis; DNA integration
Molecular function (GO): nucleic acid binding; aspartic-type endopeptidase activity
Source: RefSeq, a predicted model, not a curated record